CGUAUCUUGACAAUGCGCUCAGUCAUCCCCAUUCUGAUCUGCUGCUUGUAUGCACUAAGCGCUGUUGACGCUUCUGCCUUCUCAAAGGGAGAAAAUGCUGAAGUACAGCAAGGUAAUGCCAAGGUUGCCGAGCCUCAAAACUUUUGGUCUGAUGACAAGGGUGACGACGAUGAAAAGGAUGACAAGGAUGAUCACCAUGAUAAGCACAGCGGCGAUGAAUGUGCUUCCCGUUCGGUUUCCAUCUUGCUUGGAACUAGCACUUUUUCCAUUCCCUGCAUGGGAGCCGGCUCUAUCGUUGAUCUUAAUGGCCUUCUUGCAGCUGCCUUUCCUUCACUUGUUCCCUCUCCUAUGCCUUCGUCUGUUGAUCCCAGCUCUGUUGCCCCUAGCUCUGCUGUCGAUUCUUCAUCUGCAAGCUCCGCCACUACCACCACUGAUACCACCACUACCACCACCGAUACCACCACUACUACCACCGAUACUACCACUACCACUACUGCCACAACCACUACCAGCGAUGACAUUUCUCCUCCUCCAGGAUACUAAUCUCCCAAAUCGCGCAAAACCUCGUUACCGUAAAGAACACCACUUGAACGACAUGCAGAGACACCUUCAGAGUAACAAGUACAUCUCCAUAGUAAUGAAACAUCAUAACAGAACUAUCAAUGAACCAAAUAAAAACUGUCUUGCUGUUAAGGUAACAACGCGAUAAGAAUACUCUUACCUUGAUGAGUAUCACUAUGGGAAAGUAUAUACACAUCAUACAGAAAAAAUAAAAAUAUCCCAUUCUUUAUAUAACUUUUUAAUUACUCCCAUAUCA
This is a messenger RNA of Umbelopsis ramanniana AG, 817 nucleotides long. RefSeq lists its product as uncharacterized. The transcript has a single exon. NCBI's taxonomy places the organism in Eukaryota, Fungi, Mucoromycota, Umbelopsidomycetes, Umbelopsidales, Umbelopsidaceae. Bases 95 to 709 code for a protein of 204 amino acids. The record is from RefSeq and is a predicted model, not a curated record.